AUGGGUAACAUUUGCAGUUGCUGCGGGUGCGGCUCCUCGAGAAACGCCAACUACGAGCCUCUCUUGCUUGACAAUGAGCGAGAUGCUGUAGCUGACCUGCUCCAGUACCUUGAAAACCGCUCCGAGACCAACUUCUUCACUGGCGACCCCCUGCGAGCAUUAUCCACCCUCUCGUUCAGCGACAACGUGGAUCUACAGAGGAGCGCAGCGCUCGCCUUUGCCGAGAUCACCGAAAAGGAGGUGCGCGAAGUGGGUCGAGACACGCUCGAGCCCAUCAUGUUCCUGCUGCAGAGCCACGACGUCGAAGUGCAACGAGCUGCCAGCGCUGCUCUCGGCAAUUUGGCCGUCAACGCCGAAAACAAGUUGCUCAUCGUCAAGCUCGGUGGCCUCGAGCCGCUGAUCCGCCAGAUGCUCAGCCCCAACGUCGAAGUGCAGUGCAACGCCGUCGGCUGCAUCACCAACCUCGCCACGCACGACGACAACAAGACCAAGAUCGCCAAGUCGGGUGCCCUGGUGCCUCUCACCCGUCUGGCUCGAUCCAAAGACAUGCGUGUCCAGCGCAACGCUACCGGUGCGCUGCUCAACAUGACACAUAGCGACGAGAACCGACAGCAGCUCGUCAAUGCUGGCGCCAUCCCGGUCCUCGUUGGCUUGCUCGGCAGCUCGGACACCGACGUCCAGUACUACUGCACCACCGCCCUCAGCAACAUUGCCGUCGACGCUGCCAACCGCAAGAAGCUCGCCCAGACCGAACCUCGUCUGGUUCAGAACUUGAUCGGACUGAUGGAGAGCAGCUCGCUCAAGGUGCAGUGCCAGUCGGCGCUGGCGCUGCGUAACUUGGCUUCGGACGAAAAGUAUCAGAUCGAGAUUGUGCGGUCCAACGGUCUGCCUCCGCUGCUGCGAUUGCUGCGAUCGUCGUUCUUGCCUCUCAUCCUGUCCGCUGCCGCGUGCGUGCGCAAUGUCUCGAUUCACCCUGCCAACGAGUCGCCGAUCAUCGACGCCGGCUUCCUGCAUCCGCUCAUCGACCUGCUCAGCCACGAGGACAACGAGGAGAUCCAGUGCCACGCCAUCUCGACGCUGCGCAACCUGGCCGCGUCGAGCGAGCGCAACAAGACGGCCAUUGUCGAGGCGGGUGCCGUGGAGCGCAUCAAGGAGUUGGUGCUCAACGUGCCCUUGAGCGUGCAGAGCGAGAUGACGGCGUGCGCGGCUGUGCUGGCGCUGUCGGAGGACUUGAAGCCACAGCUGCUCGAGAUGGGCAUCUGCGAAGUGCUCAUUCCGCUGACGGCUUCGCCUUCGGUCGAAGUGCAGGGCAACUCGGCGGCAGCGCUGGGCAACCUGUCGUCGAAAUCGGACGAUUACGGGCCGUUCAACGCUGUGUGGUCGCAGCCGGAGGGCGGACUGCACGGCUACUUGAUCCGCUUCCUCGAAUCGCAGGACUCGACGUUCCAGCACAUUGCCGUGUGGACGAUUGUGCAGCUGCUCGAGUCGGGCGAUGCGCAGUUGGAGGAGAACAUUCGCAGCUCGGACCAGCUGCUGCCGUUGAUCCAGCACCUGGCGUCUUUGUCGGCGGACCAGAGUGGCGAGGAGGAGAGGACCGAGGGUGGCGGGUCUGACGACGGUACGUCGGCGGAGGGUGAGAUCAGUUCGUUGGCUAGGCGCAUUCAGGAGAUGAUUCUGGAGCCUCAGCAGUGA
Sporisorium graminicola is the source of this 1692-nucleotide messenger RNA. RefSeq lists its product as uncharacterized. Bases 1 to 1692 code for a protein of 563 amino acids. Gene Ontology annotation, molecular function: protein-membrane adaptor activity; protein binding. Gene Ontology annotation, cellular component: fungal-type vacuole membrane. Lineage: Eukaryota; Fungi; Basidiomycota; Ustilaginomycetes; Ustilaginales; Ustilaginaceae. The record is from RefSeq and is a predicted model, not a curated record. The transcript is spliced from 2 exons. Gene Ontology annotation, biological process: vacuole inheritance; nucleus-vacuole junction assembly.